CGACCUGCCAGUGAUGGAGGAAAACACGCUGUUCUCGAACAAGAACUGCCUUUCGCUGAAAUGCGUCCUGUUCCUGUUCUACGGAGGUUUGGGAUGCAUCUAUCCCUUCCUGCAGUCAAACAUGGCCCAGAAGGGGUUCGCCUACAACGAGAUCUACUCGAUCUCGGUGUUCAUCCCGUUGAUGGCGCUCCUGGGCCCGCUGGUGUUUGCGCUGCUCGUCGACAAAUGGGCGAUCGGAAGCGCCUUUGCGUACGGCAAACGGUUGCGUAUCCUGACCGCGGUUACGUUCAUCGCAUCGAUCGUGCUGUACGUGUUGCUGAUGUUCGCUGUUAGCCGGACGCCACCUCCGGAGGUUUGCGCUCCACAGGCUAGCUUCCUGUGUAAUCGCAAGGGAGCAUUUAUUGUGCAAGAGAAAUGCUCGGAAAAUGGCAUCUGUCAUGAUUGGACGGCGGAAAAGCAAGGUAUGUUGAAUUUGGAGAACUGUACGUACACGUGCCAGAAGGAAAAUCAGUUCCCAAGCACCUGCUACGCUCGCCACGCGAAAUCAGCUCAGCUAGCGCUGGAUCCGGAUGACGAUAACGAUGGCAUCCCGGACGACAAGGACGACGAUGACGACAAUGACGGCAUCCCGGACGAUCAGGACGUGGACGACGAUAACGAUGGCAUUCCGGAUUCGUUGGAGGGCAAAAAGAUCUCGAACGAUCUCGACGGUGAUGGUAUUCCGAACGAUCAAGAUCCUGAUGAUGAUAAUGAUGGCGUGCCUGAUUCCGAGGACACCGAUGAUGAUAAUGACGGCAUUCCGGAUGAUAAGGAUCUGGACGAUGACAACGAUGGCAUUCCGGAUGCGCUGGAGGGAAAGUCUACGCCACGUUCAAACGAUCUGGACGGCGAUGGCAUCCCGAACGAGCAGGAUGAUGAUGAUGACAAUGACGGCAUACCGGACGCGGAAGAUCCGGAUGAUGAUAACGAUGGCAUCGCGGACGAUCAGGAUGCUGAUGACGAUAAUGAUGGCAUUCCGGAUGCGCUUGAGCACAAGGCGAAGUUUAACGAUCUCGAUGGCGAUGGCAUCCCGAACGAUCUGGAUCCGGAUGAUGACAACGAUGGCAUACCGGACGCGGAAGAUAAGGACGAUGACAACGAUGGCAUCCCGGACGAUCAGGAUACGGACGAUGACAAUGAUGGUGUGCCGGAUGUGAAGGAUCGCUCGAACGCAAAUGAUCUCGAUGGGGAUGGAGUUCCGGACGCGGAGGACGAUGACGAUGACAAUGACGGUAUUCCGGACGCGGAGGAUCCCGACGAUGACAAUGACGGUAUUCCGGACGCGGAGGACCCGGAUGAUGACAAUGACGGCAUCCCGGAUGAGCUGGAGGGCAAAGCGGUGACGCAUGACCUGGACGGGGAUGGUAUCCCGGAUGACGACGACCCGGACGAUGACAAUGACGGCAUUCCGGAUACGGAGGACGAUGACGAUGACAACGACGGUAUCCCGGAUGCGGAGGAUGUGGACGAUGACAAUGAUGGCAUACUGGACGUGCACGAUCAGGGCCAGCGUAACAAGAACGACCUGGACGGUGAUGGCAUCCCGAACGACGAGGAUCCGGAUGACGACAAUGACGGAAUUCCUGACGAGCAGGACAGUGACGACGAUAACGAUGGCAUCCCGGACGCUGAGGACGAUGACGAUGACAAUGACGGUGUGCCGGAUAAGGAAGAAACGGUGAUCGUAUCGACCGCGGUUGUGUGCGUUGAUGCCGACGAAGAGGACGAGUUGUGUCAUACGUAUAAUGGAGGCGUCAUCCCGGUGAAGGCCAGUUUCGAUGAGCACAGCGAGAAGGAUGAAGGCGAUGAGUGCAGUUAUCCGUUGGAUGGAUUCCGUUGCCCUCUGGAUAAGGCCUGGGUAAAGGCACAACCAGCAGGCUGCAAACCGAUCGUGCAGUGUGAUAUCGUCGAUCCGUACGACGACAGCGACGGCUUGCUGUACGGAGCUACCUGUGACGGUGAUGAAGAUAACGACGGAGACGACGAUGAAGGAGACUCGACCUUCUACUACUACCUUUCGAUCCGAUCGCUGCUGGAUUUCUUCCUGCUGGGUGGACUGACGCUGCUAAACACGAUCAUCGUCAUCAUAACACGCGACCCCAAGUCAUCGGGUGUAGGCGAAUUCGGACGUCAGCUAGUUUGGGGUGCCGUUGGAUGGAUCGUAUUCUUCAACGACGAUCACGAACAACCGUACAUGCUGUUCGUUCUGCUCUACACCACGGCAGCUGUCGUCCUGCUGAGUCCGCUCAAGAUGGACCUCUCACCUGUCGAAGAAUGGUGGCAAUUGCGCACGGUUCCUCAGAAGUUCGUGUCCGUGCCGGCAUGCCGCAAGUACUUCCAACGCUGCUGGCUACCGUUCCUCGUCACGAUCGGUCUCGGAUCGAUGUGGAGCAUCAUCGAUUCGAUCGAUGAAUCGCACAUGACCAACCUGCCCACCGACGCCACCGACGGUGAAGAUGCCAAGGGUCAACAGGUGAGCGCAUUCGACACCAUCGUACGGACACUGCUGACGGCCGGUGAUCUGCUCGCCAUUCCGGUGCUGCUGUACGCGCACAAAAUCAUCAAGGUGUUUGGCACCUGCAAGAUCCUGGUGGGCGCAUUCCUGUCCCUCGUCGUGCGCUUCAUUCUGCUGGCCAUUCUGGACUACUCGCUGUGGGACGUCGUGGAGGAUUGGCUAACUCCGGCCACUCUCGGGCUGACGUGGAUCACGAUAGUACUGCUUUUCCGCGAUCUCCUCCCGCGUAAGGUUUCCGCCCUGGCACAAGCCUUGCCCGUGAUGGCGCACUUCGGAUUCGGUCGCUUCUUUGGUGCGCUAAUCGGCAUCGAGCAGCACUAUCAGCGGUUGGAGAACGACUACGAGAUCCUGGCGGGUGUCCUGUUUGGUUUGACCAUCGUGAGCAUUGUGCUCUACCGCUACCGAGAGAUCGUGCUCAACUAUCUGGGCCAGUAUAUACCGGCGCUGAAACCUGGCGAGGCUAACGGAACCCCUGUCAAGAAGGGCGAAACAAACGUUUAACCGGCGCUCGGCAAAACCAAUACUUUGCGAGAGCAAACCCCGUCGGGAAGACGUGAUACGCGUUGCUUUAGUGGCCGAAUUGUUUACGUAAUAAAUAGUUUAACCAGAAAUGCCACCCGUUCAAAGGAGCAUCGGAGCGUCACGUUUUUAAUUCUUUCUCGAGUAAUUCUUUACACUUGUGGAUAUACGGCAAUUCGAUUUAUUGAAUUCCAAUUGAUCGGCGUUGCAUAAUACAGUACAGUUUAUGGUGUGCCUAAUUCAACCUCUUUACACCAAGCUCAGCUUAGAAUAUUGGUAAUAUUAACCAAAACAAAACAAAAUACCAUGAGAAGUAUUUUGAUGACGAUUUCGUAAAUCUACUGAAUUUACAUAUAAUCUAAUGGAGGU
This is a messenger RNA of Anopheles nili, 3442 nucleotides long. RefSeq lists its product as uncharacterized. Lineage: Eukaryota; Metazoa; Arthropoda; Insecta; Diptera; Culicidae. The transcript has 7 exons. Gene Ontology annotation, molecular function: calcium ion binding. The record is from RefSeq and is a predicted model, not a curated record. Gene Ontology annotation, cellular component: membrane. Bases 14 to 3055 code for a protein of 1013 amino acids.